GUAAACAGCAAGGAAAUGCAAAGCGGAAACCAAACUUCUGUGUCUUACUUCAUUUUGGUGGGCCUGCACUACCCACCGCCGCUGAGGGUACCCGUCUUCCUAGCUUUCUUUGCCAUCUAUGCCCUCACCGUCUGUGGCAAUGGUCUCAUUAUUCUCAUGGUCUUGGUGGACACCCGGCUCCACCGCCCCAUGUACUGGUUUCUAUGUCACCUCUCCUUCUUGGACAUGACCAUUUCCUCUGCCAUUGUCCCCAAGAUGUUAGCUGGCUUCCUCUUGGAGAGCAGGGUUAUCUCCUUUGGGGGCUGUGUAAUCCAACUUUUUUCUUUCCAUUUCCUGGGCUGCACUGAAUGCUUCCUUUACACACUCAUGGCCUACGAUCGCUUCCUGGCCAUUUGUAAACCUUUACAUUAUGCCACCACCAUGACUCACAGCGUCUGUAACUACCUGGCUUUAGGUACCUGGCUGGGAGGCACGCUCCACUCACUUUUCCAGACAAGCUUCAUAUUCCGUCUGCCCUUCUGUGGUCCAAACCGGGUAGACUAUUUCUUCUGUGACAUUCCUGCCAUACUGCGUCUGGCCUGUGCCGACACCACCAUCAAUGAACUGGUCACCUUUGUGGACAUUGGUUUCCUGGCCCUCACCUGCUUUGUGCUCAUCCUCACUUCCUAUGGCUGCAUAGUGGCUGCCAUCUUGCGAAUCCGGUCUGCCGAUGGACGCCGCAACGCCUUCUCCACCUGCGCUGCUCACCUCACAGUCGUCAUUGUUUACUAUGUGCCUUGCACCUUCAUUUACCUUCGUCCUGGCUCCCAGGAGCCCCUGGACGCGGUGGUAGCUGUCUUCUACACUGUCGUCACUCCUCUGCUCAACCCCAUCAUCUACACACUGCGCAACAAAGAAAUGAAGGCAGCCAUAGGGAGGCUGGCAGGGAGCGAGGAUUUGCAUCCUCAUUGA
Pteronotus mesoamericanus is the source of this 951-nucleotide messenger RNA. RefSeq names its product olfactory receptor 10G6. Bases 16 to 951 code for a protein of 311 amino acids. The record is from RefSeq and is a predicted model, not a curated record. The transcript has a single exon. Gene Ontology annotation, biological process: G protein-coupled receptor signaling pathway. Gene Ontology annotation, molecular function: G protein-coupled receptor activity; olfactory receptor activity. Gene Ontology annotation, cellular component: membrane. NCBI's taxonomy places the organism in Eukaryota, Metazoa, Chordata, Mammalia, Chiroptera, Mormoopidae.